This is a messenger RNA of Fimicolochytrium jonesii, 1867 nucleotides long. RefSeq lists its product as uncharacterized. Lineage: Eukaryota; Fungi; Chytridiomycota; Chytridiomycetes; Spizellomycetales; Powellomycetaceae. The transcript has 2 exons. The record is from RefSeq and is a predicted model, not a curated record. The coding region runs from base 108 to 1679 and encodes 523 amino acids.
AAUCACUGUCCUCGCCAGCAGGCACAGCUACUGACAACUCCUCAUUUCUCUCUCUCACGACACACGGCACCACUCGACGACGUUAACAACAACGAAGCGAAACAAAAAUGUCUUUUUGCGAGCGGGUGUGCAUCCCCUCCCAGAAAGUUACAGUAUCAAACCCAUUUGCUGUUGUUGUCUACACCGGCAACUUCACUCCUGAUACGGACGAAUGGACCGUCAGCUUAUUCCCCGGCGAGGUUACAACAGCUGCUGUUGCCGGACCAUGUGUAGCGCCCGGAAACUCUCCUCCACUGCAAACUUGGUCGUCCUCAGCAGCAAACAGCUUGAACUGGGAACAACUGACGCCGACAAACGCUCAGACUCAGCUUACCAUCAACCCCUCGGAUAAAUUGAAUGCCGCGAUUAAGAGUGCUGGUGGGCAUUUCUUUUUUCAAAUUAGGGCUGGUAAUAACCAGAAUUGUCAAGUGGGGCCUUGGAAUUCGCCUGCGGGGGGCCCAGGGAACUUUUUUCAACUAGCCGCACCGGCGACAUCGACGAGCAUUACACCCACCCCCACACUCACCCCGACACCAAGUGCAUCGGUUGCAUCUGCAGCGGCAGAUGGGUCAACCACCGUCACGCCCACACCAACACCCGUCCCGCAACCACAGACACCACCCUCGUCCGGCAUCGACCCGAAUGGCCCCACAACGAACGACCCUUCCUCCGGCAAAGGCGCCCCAGUCGCCAUGAUCGCGGGUAUCACCGCCGCCGCCAUUGUCCUCCUCGCGAUUGCCGGCCUCGUGUUUGCGCGCCGCCGCAACCGCAGCAGGACCGCAUGGAACCGAAAUCCAGACCAUCGAUCAAGUAAAGGCGUGUUAUUGGCGAGUGGGACGGAUCAGCCCUCGCUGAACCGCCCGGGUGGGAGCGAUCGCGGUACGCUUACACCUGAACCUGUGACGGAGGAAAUUCAUGUUGGAAACGGUGCCCCCCACGCGGCCGCAUCCAUCGCUCCCGCCGCGACGGCUGGUGUCGCUACUGCAGCCGCCUUAGGAGCCUCCGAACCCCACUCCCGAUCAAUCCCACCGACCGCUUCACAUGCACCAUCCCAAUCACCAACCGUGAAUACAGCAGCACCAGCAGAAAACCCCUUCGCAGACCCAUCACCCGGAUCUACAACAGGAGUAGGAGCAAGCGCGGCAGCCGGAGCCGCCAGCUUAACAGCGGCAGCAGCAGCAAUUCCCUCCCGCAACCGCCGCUCCAUCCUGGCCUCUCUUCACGACAGCUACCGAACUCUCACCCGUGCCGAUUCUGCCUCCACAAUAACCUCCGACAUUGAAAACCCCUUCGACCCGCACCACGCUGAUCACACCUCCGCACAACCGACGACCACCGACCCUUCCUCAUCCGUAUCAUCGUCCACAUCUCAAUUACCACCACCGUCCACGAACGCGCACCCAUCUAUAACCCCUGAAGUAGCACCAAACACCGAUCGCCACACCAUGGCCAUGCUCGUCGCCAACGCUUUCCGUAAAGGUCUCUCCAGCGGCGACGAGUUUGGCAACUGGAGAGGUGGUGCUACGAACGAGGGAGCGGCCGAGAGCGGUGGGGAGAAAGUUGAGCAGAUGCAGCAAGUGAAGCAUGUGGAGGGGAUGCGGCAGCUGGGUGGGGGCGAUCUGCGGACUGCCGAUAGGUGAUGACCGCGAUGUAGAGGUUUGAAGCCAGCGUCCACGGAUCCGGCGAGGAGUGUUGGCCUUUGACAACCUCCUAUCCGAUGGGUUGAUCAACUCCGUCAAGUUCGCGUAAGCAUCACACCCGAUGAAUUCUGAUCGACCUGCCUCCUUGUCAUCGCACCGCCUUCGUUCUGACACCGGGACUGACUCAA